Daucus carota subsp. sativus is the source of this 859-nucleotide messenger RNA. RefSeq names its product small ribosomal subunit protein eS12. Lineage: Eukaryota; Viridiplantae; Streptophyta; Magnoliopsida; Apiales; Apiaceae. Gene Ontology annotation, biological process: translation. The record is from RefSeq and is a predicted model, not a curated record. Gene Ontology annotation, cellular component: cytosolic small ribosomal subunit; ribosome. The coding region runs from base 217 to 654 and encodes 145 amino acids. Gene Ontology annotation, molecular function: structural constituent of ribosome. The transcript is spliced from 5 exons.
AAGCCCAUUGGACCAUCAAAGCCUGCAGAAAUACAAGCCCAAACAAAAGGAGGAGAAAAUAGUAAAUCCAAAAAGGGUUUUAGGGUUUGUGUUAUAUAGCUCGCUUCUCUCACUUCUUCCGCCCCGUUUACAGCAUCUUCUUCUUCUUCUUCCGAGUUUCAACAUCGUCUUCCGACCAGGAACAGCUUUGAGUUACGUACUUGAACAAGCAGAAAAAUGUCUGGGGAAGAUGUGGCUGUAGCAGCUGAGGUACCUGCACCUGUUGCAGCAGCACCAGGUCUAGCUGAGCCUAUGGACAUCAUGACAGGUUUGCAGCUUGUGCUUAAGAAGUCACUUGCUCAUGGGGGGCUUGCUCGAGGUCUCCAUGAAGGUGCAAAGGUCAUCGAGAAACAUGCUGCCCAGCUUUGUGUAUUGGCUGAGGACUGCAACCAGCCUGACUAUGUCAAAUUGGUCAAGGCACUUUGUGCCGACCACAACGUGAGCUUGGUAACUGUCCCUAGUGCAAAGACUCUUGGUGAAUGGGCUGGGUUGUGCAAGAUUGAUUCAGAAGGCAAUGCCCGGAAGGUGGUUGGCUGCUCAUGCGUUGUUGUAAAGGAUUAUGGAGAGGAAAGUGAAGGUCUUGAUGUCGUUCGGGCUCAUGUGAAAGCUGAGUAAGAUAUUAGCUGUGCGUCAAAGAUUCUGUUAGGCUGCAAGUUUUAGUGCCCUAGGAAAGUUUUGAUUGUUUUAAGGGCCAAAAGCUUCAGAUUGAAAAGAUUUUUUGCGAUUGAUAUUUAAUAUUUACAUGAUGUGUAACGUGAUGUUGGUUAAAACUCUUUGGAAGAUACAUCUUAGAUAAUGUGAUUUUUAAAUUUUCUUCGUA